AUGCAAACCAACAGCACCGCCGUGCUCCUGAUGGGACUGAUGAGCGCUUGCGGGGAGGAGGAGGAAGAGCAGACGAGCCCAAGGCAGAUGAACGACCUUAAGGUGCCUUUUCACAACCGCUCCUUAAACUGCUGGCUGCACCUCCUCUCCAAGGAGUCCCCGUUAGAAGUGCACGGAGACAGCGCGAAUUUGGCGGUGCGAGUUCUUGUGGCUAUGGUCUACCUGGUGGUGUGUGUUCUGGGACUUGUGGGUAACCUCCUGGCACUAUUCCUGCUCCAUUCCCACCGCAGGGGUCACCAUUCAUCCAUUGACUGCUUUGUGAUGAGCCUGGCGCUGACAGACCUUCAGUUUAUUCUCACCCUGCCCUUCUGGGCUGUAGAUACUGUGCUGGACUUCCGUUGGCCCUUUGGCCGGGUCAUGUGUAAGAUUGUGAGCUCCGUUACCACUCUGAACAUGUAUGCCAGCGUGUUUUUCCUCACUGCCAUGAGUGUGACCCGCUACCACACCCUCUCCACUUCUCUCAAGAUGGGCAGCCCUACAAGAGCCACGACUCGUGCCAAGUGGGCCAGUUUAGCCAUUUGGAUGGUUUCAGUGGUGGCUACUUUGCCUCACGCUUUGUACUCAACCACAGUCCAGGUGUCUACUGAUGAUGAGCUUUGCUUGGUAAGGUUCUCUGAAUCGGACUCAGGGCAUUGGGAUCCUCAGGUUCUGCUGGGACUCUACCAGACACAAAAGGUCCUGUUGGGUUUUAUUGUUCCCCUGGUGGUGAUCAGUGUGUGUUACCUCCUCCUCCUGAGGUUCAUUCUGAACCAGCGCUCUGUGUGCAGCGCUGUGGAAGGAGGUGUGGCAGAGAAGUCGGAGAGCGAGAGAGGCCGCGACAGGCGUCGGUCCAAAGUCACCCGUUCUGUCACCAUCGUGGUCCUGUCCUUUUUCAUCUGCUGGCUGCCAAACCAGGCCCUGACUCUAUGGGGAGUACUCAUCAAAUUUGAUUUGGUGCCCUUUAGUAAAGCCUUUUAUAAUGCACAAGCAUACGGCUUCCCCCUGACUGUGUGUCUGGCCCACGCAAACAGCUGUCUGAACCCUGUGCUCUACUGCCUUAUUCGACAGGAGUACAGAGCUGGUUUGAAGGAGCUACUAGUUCGAAUCUCUCACUCCAUCCGGAACGUUCUCACACUUGCCCUGAGGGGGAGGAAAGUGGAAGGGCACCCAACCAGUCAGGCUAUGAUGCACAGACAGUAA
Messenger RNA from Lampris incognitus (smalleye Pacific opah), 1239 nucleotides. Its product is annotated as relaxin-3 receptor 1-like. The transcript is spliced from 3 exons. Lineage: Eukaryota; Metazoa; Chordata; Actinopteri; Lampriformes; Lampridae. The record is from RefSeq and is a predicted model, not a curated record. Gene Ontology annotation, cellular component: membrane. The coding region runs from base 1 to 1239 and encodes 412 amino acids. Gene Ontology annotation, biological process: G protein-coupled receptor signaling pathway; immune response. Gene Ontology annotation, molecular function: G protein-coupled receptor activity.